This is a messenger RNA of Aspergillus saccharolyticus JOP 1030-1, 4428 nucleotides long. Its product is annotated as multidrug resistance-associated protein. The transcript has 13 exons. Gene Ontology annotation, biological process: transmembrane transport. Gene Ontology annotation, molecular function: ATP binding; ATP hydrolysis activity; ABC-type transporter activity. The record is from RefSeq and is a predicted model, not a curated record. NCBI's taxonomy places the organism in Eukaryota, Fungi, Ascomycota, Eurotiomycetes, Eurotiales, Aspergillaceae. Bases 1 to 4329 code for a protein of 1442 amino acids. Gene Ontology annotation, cellular component: membrane.
AUGUCCUGCUUGUCUUCAGACAACUCAUUCGGGCCUCAGGUCUGCCCCCAGCACCGCUUCUUCGACUUCACUCUGCUUUUUCAGGAUGCCUUUUUUGCCACGCUUCCGUCAGCGAUCCUGAUUCUUCUCAUUCUUCCACAGCUGUUGAGCAUCUACAAAGAAAAGGCUGAUUAUGGUCCCCGCAGUCUGAUAGUGGCGAAAUGUACCAAUAUCGCAUUAUUACUCAUCGCCCACGUUCUGUUUGUGGUGUUUCGCUCCCGGCUCCAGAGUUUGCACACCGACAUAUCGACUGCAUCCGGGAUACUUUGUAUCGUCUCGACGACUGCAGUCGGUCUCCUGUCACGGUAUGAGAGACGUCCCGAUGCGCCGUCGGACAUCCUCGUCCUGUACUUCUCGCUGUCGACAUUGCUUGCAGUUCCGAGAUUACGGUCUCUUUGGAUGAUUCCAGGCGCAAUACUACCGGCAGUUCUCUGGGCUGCAGUUGUUGUCUUAACCCUGAUAGCUGCCAUCCUGGAAUCGAUGCGACCACAACCCUCCGGCCAACCGAAGGAGCGAGAAAGGACGCCAGACGAAGAAUCUAGCUUCUGGGGCCGCGCCCUGUUUCUCUGGACAUUGCCACUUCUGCGGCGGGGAAAGUUGAGCCUGGAACAGAGGCAUCUCUUUCAUCUCGAUGCAUAUCUGGCGGCUGCUGGGGUUGGGGAAAGUCUUGAAAAGCGCUGGACACAACACUUGACUUGUAAGGCAAGAGAUGAACUCUACCUGGUACGAUCAGUCCUACAAUCCUACCGUCAAGCAUUCUUGGUCCCCGUCAUCCCAAGAUUAUUGGUGACUGCAUUCCGAUUCUGCCUGCCGUUCCUGAUAUCGACCUCUAUCAGCUACUUCGAAUCAUCCCCCAAUGAAACAUUCACCCCCUACGGCUAUGCGUUGGUCGGAGCAUUUGUCUUGGUCUUUGUUGGCAUUGCGAUAAGCACGUCCGUCUAUGGUCGACACCUAUCGCGCUUCCUCGUCACCAUGCGCGGUGGGUUAAUCUACCUCAUAUACAAGCAGACCAUGUUGGCGGAACCGUCACAGGUCCCAGACGAUAGGGCAUGUAUCACGUUGAUUGGAACCGACGUUGAACGAAUCAUCUCCGAGUGGCAAGAAAUCCACGAGCUUUGGGCUAGUCCAUUGGAAAUUGGCAUCGCCAUAUAUCUUCUCCAACGACAGCUGGGGGUCUUGUGCAUCGUGCCCGUGAUUGUUUGUGUAGUGACAUUUUUGUUGGUGCUUCCUAUAUCUGUACGGUCUGAGGAGGCACAGAAAACAUGGAUCGAAGAGGCGUCGAAGCGGAUUAACGCGACCAUCAAUUUCCUACACCACACCAAGGCAGUCAAGAUCCUAGGCCUUGGUCCGGAAACGACUCGUUAUGUCUUGGGACUGCGAAAGGUCGAGCUCGCAUCAUCGCGAGCGUUUCGAAAGCUCAUUGUCGCCCAGAUUAUUCUCUCCAACGUACCUCUCGACUUCACUCCGUUCAUUACCUUGACCAUCUUUGCGGUCACCACCAUUAUCAAGGGGUCGGAACCUCUUCUGGCGCAGCGAGCAUUUACCUCCCUUUCCAUCAUCUCACUGCUUACCAGUCCGAUGCUACACUUUCUCCAGGCUGUGCCUUCUUUGGUCGAAACUUUCGGUUGCUUUGAACGGAUUGAUAGCCAUUGCAAACGGGCACACCACGACCGCGACAGAUCGUUCCAUGAGUCUCACCAGCGCUUUCUGGAGGGCUCCUCGAUCGUUUUCGACAAGGCGACCUUCUCUUGGUCGUCGUCCGAUACUGGCUUCGUCCUACAGGAAAUUGACCUCGCACUUCCGGCGACAGGGUACACGGCCAUCACUGGACCAACUGGGUCAGGAAAGUCUUGCCUGCUCCAAAGCAUCUUAGGACAAACCUGUCUAUUAUCUGGUGGGCGUUCUGCGCCUCCCCAGGACAUUGCCUAUUGCCCUCAGGAGCCCUGGAUCUUCAAUGACACGGUUCGGAUGAACAUUGUUGUGGAUCACACGUCCGGAGUUCGCGAGGAUUGGUACCGUUACUCCAUCUGGGCGAGCUCGCUCGAGCGUGAUCUCUGUCAGCUCCUUGCUGGGGAUGGGACACUCACAGGCAGCAAUGGAGUUCAUCUGAGUGGAGGACAGAAGAUGAAGAUUUCUCUUGCUCGAGCCAUUUAUUCACAACAACCCAUAAUCGUGAUAGAUGACAUUUUUCGCGCCCUCGACAGCCAAAGCAUCCACGACAUUUGGACUCGAUGUUUUGCAGCGGGAGGUUACUUUUCUAACCCCGGAAUCCAUGUUAUCGUAGUCACGGAUCAUAGCGACAUCCAAUGCCGUGCGGACAGGAUUCUUAUGCUCGAAAAGGGUCAUAUCACCAAGGUGGUAGUCCGUCCCCAUACAACGCCUAUUUCGACGGAUGAAACUCCUUCGAAUCAAGACUGCCCGUUAUCUGCGCAGGAAUUGAACCUGGUCGACGACUCCAACAAUCAGGUUGACAAGAACGCACUUGGGGAUGCUGAUAAUUUCCAUAAAAGCAAUAGCAAGGGCAGGCUUACCAUCUACCAGUACUAUGCUCGUGCAGCCGGGUAUAGUCUGUUCGCCACAUUCAUUCUAGGCGACGCCAUCGGUGCUUUUACAACUAAUUUUGCGACAGUUUGGCUGGAACGUUGGACAGGAGGUAAUAAUACUUCUUCCGGCAAAGGUAUUGGUCAGUUCCUUGGGGUCUAUGGUCUUCUGGCUUGCGUCACCAUCCUCAGCCUUCUUGCGAGCUCAUGGCUAUUGAUGGUCAAUAUUGUCCAAGCCGUGGCGUUUGCAUUACACUGGGACCUGUUGAAAUCAGUCUCGAAUGCGCCACUUUGGCGCUUUCAGGGAAUGGAUACUGGGGACAUUGUCAAUAGGUUCAGCCAGGAUAUGGAGCUCAUCGAUGAGGAACUCCCCGUCCAUCUGAUCAACUUCUCUGCAGGUGCUACCGACUGUGUGGUCAAGUUAGUGAUCAUCUGCGUCAUCGGCCGGUACUUCGCUAUCUCAAUUCCACUGCUUCUCAUCACGCUCUAUCUUCUUCAAUCUUUCUACCUCCCUGCAUCGCGCCAGCUGCGUCACCUUGUCAUCCAAGCCAAAGCUCCCAUCAUUACCCACAUUCUCGAGGCAAUGACCGGGAUAGCUUCCAUCAAAGCAUAUAACUGGCAGCAGCGUUGGCAAACAACCUUCGAGGCCCUGCUCGACCAAUCCCAGCAGCCCAUAUACAUGCAGUUUUGUAUCCAGCAAUGGCUGACUCUGGUGCUGGACCUCACUGUCGCCGUGAUUGCGGCUGUUUUUGUGGCGGUUUGUGUUCCACUGCAGGGUACUAUUGCACCAGGGCUCAUUGGCGUCGCACUCAAUCUCAUCAUCACGUUCAGCCAAAGCCUUAAUGAGGUAGUGAAGUCGUGGACGCAGCUUGAGACGGCAGUAGGGGCCGUCUCACGGGUCUACGAUUUCAGUCACGAGGAGGCUCCGGGAAUGGAGGAGGAUGCAACCAACCUUGACAGUCUCCCUGGAGACUGGCCAAGUGCGGGAGAGAUACAGUUUCGCGAUGCUUGUGUUGCCUAUCGUCCCACCGAUGCGCCAAUCCUCAGCAGUCUAACACUCACCAUCCCGGCGGGUUCAAAAGUCGCGAUAUGCGGCCGCUCUGGAAGCGGAAAGACCUCGCUCAUACUGUCUAUUCUGUCUCUGGUGCCCGUCACGCAGGGGUCGAUCUGCAUUGAUGGAAUGGACCUCAGCACAGCACCCGGAAUCGCUGUCCGACGCCGUCUCACGGUCAUUCCGCAGGAGCCAUUCUUCCUCCCUGGAAGUGUGCGCGAUGCGGUCGAUCCAUGGAGGGCGUGCAUUGAGGAUACCAAGAUUGAGCGAGCUCUUCGCCGAACCGGUCUAUGGGAGAAGGUUUAUGGUAGCUUUUCUUCUGCUUGCCCCCCAGGAGGUGCAGAUGAUGACAGAUGGAUUGAUCAACCAUUUUCGGUCUCGGAGUGGUCCGUUGGCGAGAAGCAAUUGUUGGCAAUAGCAAGAGCCCUUGCUGUCGAGAGCAAGGUUGUCAUUCUUGAUGAGGCUUCGAACAGUUUGGAUCGCACGACCAAGGAGCUGAUGCAGGGCAUCGUCGAGACGGAAUUAGCUCACUCCACCGUUCUGUCCGUCAUGCAUCAUUUUGAGCAUAUUGAGCGCUUCGACCAAGUGAUUAUAUUGAAGGAUGGAAAGAUUUGCGAGACUGGUCCGCCGCAGGAGCUUCUGCAGGCUUGCUCCGAGUUCCGUAAAUUGUAUGAUGCAGCGGAAAACAACAGAGUGUGACAUUUUCCUCGUCAGGGGAUGGGGGGUUAGAACGCAAUACAAUGAUAUACUUGUGUCGGGAUCUCGUGUUUCGGUAUUUUCUUUGAUAUUCGUUCUGAC